Messenger RNA from Eurytemora carolleeae, 1630 nucleotides. RefSeq names its product dnaJ homolog subfamily C member 25. Gene Ontology annotation, cellular component: endoplasmic reticulum membrane. The transcript has 13 exons. NCBI's taxonomy places the organism in Eukaryota, Metazoa, Arthropoda, Copepoda, Calanoida, Temoridae. Gene Ontology annotation, biological process: protein folding. The record is from RefSeq and is a predicted model, not a curated record. The coding region runs from base 16 to 1011 and encodes 331 amino acids.
UUUGUGAGGGAUAAAAUGUGGAUAAACCUAUUAUGUUUAGUCUAUAUGGCCAAUAUUGUAUCCGCACAAUAUGAGGAUCUGUAUUGUGGAGAGUUGAACUGCUACGAUCUGCUAGGAGUGACCAGGGAUUCUAAUAAAGCUGAGAUAUCUAAAGCAUAUCGUAAACUAGCUGGGCAGUGGCAUCCUGACAGGUUCAGGGAACCAGCUCAAAAGAAAGAGGCUGAGACAAGGUUUAUGCGAAUAGCUGCUGGCUACGAGGUCCUGAGAGAUGAAGAGAGUAGGAAGGAAUACGAUUAUAUGAUGGAUCAUCCUGAGGAGUACUUUGCUAACUAUUACAGGUACUACAAGAGACGAGUGGCUCCUCAGGUUGAUGUUCGUGUCGUCCUUCUCUCAUUAAUCAGUAUUGUGUCAGCACUACAGUACUACUCUGCUUGGUACAACUUUAACCAAGCAAUCAUAUAUCUUGCUAGUGUACCUAAAUAUAGAAUUCAGGCUUUAGAAAUAGCAAAGAGUAAAGGACUGGCCAUAAAUCCAAAGCAGAAAGGUGUUAGUAAGGAACAGAUCCGUAAACUUGAAGAAGAACUUGUUAGGAACAUAAUUGCAGACAUGAUGGAUUCUAAUGGAGGAUACGAGAAACCUCAGGUUCGAAGUAUUCUGUGGGUUCAAAUAGUUAGCUCUCCUCUCAAGAUUUAUACUUGGACAAGAUUUCAAGCAGAUUGGAUCUGGAGGUUUUGUGUUUUGCGACAGGAUUAUGGUGAUAUGGAGAAGGAAUAUCUUGUUAGGACAAAUUUAAAACUGAGUGAGAAACAGUGGGCUGCCCUGAGUGAUCUUGAAAAAGAUGGAUAUAUGAGCCGAGAACUUUGGGUUCGGGAAAAUUGGGAGGAAUAUGUAAAGGAGGAGGAGGAGAGAGAACGGAUUAGACAUGCAGAGUCAGGGCGAAGUAAGCAAGAAAGAAGAUGGUUGAAGAAUUCUGAUAACAGGAUGACAUUUGACGAAAAUUAUGAUUGGUAAUCAAUCGACAAGGAAAUGAAAAAUAUAUUUAUUAUUAUGAAAACAUGAAAAGGUCAAUUAUACAUUUUUUACUGUAGAUAAAGUGUUCUAUCAAGGAUCGCCAAAGUACACUUUUCACCUAACUCCUGAACGAUGCAGUUUUUCUAUCUAGAAUAUAUAGAGAGAUUAUUCUGAAAACAAAACUUAAAAUUCACUUAACUUUCUCGUUCACCAAGCUAAAAGCAUAAUACUAUUAUUUUGUAGAAUUAUUUUCCAGUUCGUUAUGGUUGCGUGGUAAUUAUUGUUGUAUAUAUAAUUAGGCCUUAUUUGCAGAUAUAAAGCUCUUAGAACCAAAACAUAUUGUACAUUUUAAUUAGGUUUAUACGAUAAUAUCAUUAAUUGUGAUAAAUUGUAAUAAGUUGUGCCAUUGUUCUUUUUAUAAACUGUAAUUGUGAUUUAAAUUCUGCACUGUGUGCAAAUUUUUCAUUUUUAUUUUUGUACUUGAAUUAUUGUCAUUGUUUUCCCAGAGGAAAAAAAUGCCUAAAAUAUAACCCCCCCACCCCACCCCCACUUGUGAAAGUUUUGUGAUUUCUCAAUGUAAUACGUUAAGUUUGUGUAAAUAUAUAGUUUUAUUAUUUCA